CACAGAUUCCACUUUCUGCAAUAAAGAUAUAAAUUGCACAAACAUCAUGAAACAUCUAGUGCUGUGCGCAUGUGUUUUGUUAUUCACUUUUUAGUUGUCUAACUCAUCAGAACUAAAACAAAAGAUUCAAGAAGAAGUAAAGAUCAAGCAACGGAUUGAUUUUGAAGCUUGCUUGAGUGAAAAUGGUAUAAAUGAAAGUGACUUGUACGGUCCGACAGAAAUAGUGUCUAAUGUACAUACCGAAACAGCAAAUGAAGAAAAAACGAGAAAGAAUGGCUGCUUUAUGGCGUGUUUUUUAAAAAAACAAAAUUUAAUGGAAGGAACCAACAUUAAAGAAGAUGAAGUUAUUGCACGAUUAAAUGAAGUAGUAGUUACUGAUGAUGUUGAAAAAAAAUUGCGCACAAUUGUGCGUAAAUGCAUAAAAGAAAAGAAGGACAUUACGCAAGAAUGUGAUAAAUGUUUCUCUAUAUACGUAUGUAUUAUAAAAGCUGUAAGUGAAGAAAGAAAAUGUAUGCAGGAAGAAAACGUAAGAACUGAAGAAGAAGAAACAGGAGAACCAAAUAAAAAGAAGUAGAAGAAGAUAUAAAAGCUGACGGAAUAAACACAGUUAAAUAUACGGAUUGAAUAUUAUUUGUAUAAAUAUUAAUAAAUUUAUAUACUACACUUUCAAUAUAACUUACAUUAAAUAGAAAUACAUGUACAUGUAUUUUUCU
Solenopsis invicta (red fire ant) is the source of this 713-nucleotide messenger RNA. RefSeq lists its product as uncharacterized. The coding region runs from base 284 to 574 and encodes 96 amino acids. The record is from RefSeq and is a predicted model, not a curated record. The transcript is spliced from 5 exons. Gene Ontology annotation, molecular function: odorant binding. NCBI's taxonomy places the organism in Eukaryota, Metazoa, Arthropoda, Insecta, Hymenoptera, Formicidae.